UUCCCAGCAUGCUCUGCUGUGCAUAUGACGUAUCAACAUGGCGUCGCUCUGCAAGGUGAUGUACAACGUGAGCUCCAGAUCAUCUUUACUACCAAAACACUGUGUUUUUACCACGCUCAGAUCAUGCAGCUCCGAUGCGAGCGGGGGAGAUGGUAAAUCAGCCGAGAGGGUGAAGAGCGGGUUCGCAGCCGCAUAUGAGCAGCAUUCGGGUCUGCGGCAGAGCGGCGACCAGAGCUCCGGGGACGAGACCUCCUUCGCGUCGCUCCUGCGGCGCUCCGCGCUCUCGCAGAUGGGUCCGGCCAAAGACAAGAUCAUCGUCGGGAAGAUCUUUCACAUCGUCAAUGACGAUCUGUAUGUCGAUUUCGGCGGAAAGUUCCACUGCGUGUGCAAGAGGCCCCCCGCGGACGGGCAGAAGUACCAGCGCGGCAGCAGGGUGAGGCUGAGGCUGGAGGAGGUGGAGAUGACCUCGCGGUUCCUGGGAGCCACCGUCGAUACGACGCUGCUGGAGGCGGACGCCACUCUGCUGGGACUCAUAGAGAGCAAAGACAGCAAGACGAAGGAGUAGUUGCCAUUGAGAACUCAGACUCGACUAUAUGUGUGAACGAAUGGACUCUCUUGUGUAAGAGAUAUAUAAAAUUUAAUAUUGCACUUCCACGGA
Molecule: messenger RNA, 658 nt
Organism: Cyprinus carpio (common carp)
Lineage: Eukaryota; Metazoa; Chordata; Actinopteri; Cypriniformes; Cyprinidae
Product: small ribosomal subunit protein bS1m-like
Cellular component (GO): mitochondrial small ribosomal subunit
Source: RefSeq, a predicted model, not a curated record